Molecule: messenger RNA, 582 nt
Organism: Acanthamoeba castellanii str. Neff
Lineage: Eukaryota; Discosea; Longamoebia; Acanthamoebidae
Exons: 3
Coding region: 1-582 (193 amino acids)
Source: RefSeq, a predicted model, not a curated record
AUGACCACAGCAGCCCCCCUUUUCCUCGUCCUUGCCUUGUUGGCUGCCCUGGCUGCCUACGCCGUGCUGGCCCAGAGCACUGGGGAGGACUGUCGCGGUGAGUACGGCGACGGGACAACAGUGUAUGACCUCACCCCUCUGGCGGCCCUCCUCGGCUCCCAGGAGGUCAUCACCACCGACCCCGAUGGCCAGGUCUACUACAAGGCGCAAGCCAAUCCCUCGAUGCUACCUGGGCCACCCUACCAGCCCGCCUCGGCCGGCUUCUCCCUCUACUUCCAGGGCGGCGAAGAAGGCAGCUACAGCCAAAUCAGCCAGUUCUCGUGGGUUGGUAAAGACACUGAGUACAACCAGUACAACUUUCAAUAUGUCACCAAAUAUGCGUGCCAGCCCACACCCACGCCCUCGCACACGCCCUCGCCGAUGCCUGGCAAGGACAACGUAUGCUGCCUCUACUACUACGCCAAAGACCCCAGCAUGACCAAGACCCUGUGCUCAUUGGCCUGCCCAUUGUUCCCUGGCUACUUUUAUGUUUCCAACUGGACUGUGACCUCUUGUGGUGAUUGCUUCUUCCACAAGAAGUAG